AUGCCCGGUCCCCCUCCGCGUAACUCCAUCCUCGCUCGAAUUCGGUUUGUACGAUGGUUCAGAGGCAUGAAGACCGAAGAUGCGCUUGCUCACACCAUCACCGGACUCGAGAUCGCGAAGGACGCGGUGACGGUCGCCAACGGUGUUCCUUAUCUAGUAACGAUCAUCGGCGGGGUGCUGAGCAUCGCUAAGAGCGUCGAGGCUGUCAAUGGGACGAAAGACAACUUUGUUCAAGUUGCGAAGCGAGGGGGAGAGCUCGUGGAACAUGUUCGGAAGCAUAUUGGGGAGGACACGACUGCGAUAAGUGAGGAGCUUGAACAGAGUCUAAAGCAGCUGGAAGCCACCGUUGCGUCUAUCAAGGAGAAAGUCCGCACGGCGUUGGAACAUCACUUCUUUGUCAGAUACCUCCGAAGGGCGUCGAUGGACGCGAUUGCCACCGAAUGCGGGCGCCAGCUUGACGAUGCGUGGCGCUCUUUCGAUUCUGCAUGCACCAUCUCUACCAACAAGGGGGUUGUGAAGAUUGAUCUACGACUUCGAACAGACCCCAACCGCGAUCCAGAAACUAAGAUGCGGUUCUUGUAUUACGAUCAGGUGGUAUGGGGCCGCGUCCGCGGAACUUAUACGGUAGUGAACGUUUGCGAAGGCGAAGAGUGGGACGGAAAGUUAGACGGAAGAGACGUCAUCGUGCGCACCGUCGUCCGUCGCCCUUCUCAGCCAAAAUUCGAUUUCAACUCGCUGGCGCUCUACAAUGCGAACGUGGUCUCCAGCGCGGAUUGGCUCAGAUCCUGGGGCGAUCGCACCCGUCCCUGGACAGCGUCUUUUAUGUGGAAGAAGCUCGCGUUCGCUUUUGCGGCCGCCUCAAAAGACUUCUAUAUUCAUAGCCUCGUCAAAGGGAGAGCACACACCCAUAAGCAAUGUUUACCAACCGCGGGUCUCAAUGAUUUCGGUCGUCUCAUCAUCCAUGCUCCCGAUAUCGUCAAUGCCAACUCUGAUUGCUUCCGGCGGUGUUUGAACCGGAGUUAUUGCGAAAUAAACCAAUUUGCCUACAAGACCGAUGGCGGCGGUUGGGGCAUCUCCUUCCCCACUGGCCCUGCCUCUGACUUGCUCGCGGGUCUCCGCGCAGGCGCAAACGUCGCUUCAUAUGUUGACGCAUUCAUUCAGUCCCAGCUCGCAUGUUUCUGGUCACUUGCGGUACUUCCCGCAACGCUCGAUGCGCGUGUCGGGGAGUACGGCCAACUCACCGAACCCUCACCUGGAACCAACGAGGCGAGGAGGUUCAUAUCGUUGGGCCACAUCAACGAGCUGUUAGGAAUGGAGGUUCCCGUGCUUACCAGGCGUUGCUACGGGACGCGCGCGGGCACGCAUACCCCGUACGAGACGGUCUCGUGGCCGGACGCGGGAGACGGCGCGUUGAGUCAUGACUGCAGCGCGUUCGCGCAAGGGGAGGACGCGGCCCACAACACGGUAUACAUCCAGCGCAUCCUCGACGUCUCCGCAUGCCGCGCGUUCUUCUGGGACUAUGCGUCAUCGCUGCGCAACAGCACAAUGUUCCAAUCAACCAGCUUAUCAUCGAAUGGUGAACCACAGAAGCCGUGGGGGUUCUGGUCGCGCGAUCCGUCCCCGACCACCUCGGGCGUGCUCGUGCCGGACGUCGAAGUGGACGGGGUGACGCCCGAGGUCAUGCAACCACUCGAGUACUCAAUCCUCCGCCCGUUCGAGGGCUUGGUGGUCGCGGAGCUCAAUCGUGCCCGAGGGCUUGGUGAGGCCGACGACGCGGUGCGGUUCAGCGAUCCGAAAAAGCCAGUACCGGUAGAGCUCCAGGCUUCCCCAGCUUCACUAUCCCUGACUCAGCUCCACAUCAUGGACUCGAGAGGCACAUCCACCUCGGGCUCAGCGGACCCGCACCCACCAAGCUCGCUGGAGAUCCUCCCGCAUACUUUCCUCCUCCCCCGGUGCAAUGACAAAGAUGGCAGCAACUUCUCUCCAAUCGCCGAGCGCAAAGCCGCGUCUUCUCUCUCGAAUCUUGGUCUAUUAUACCGAGUCGGAACCGAUUGCAUGGGGACGCACUGA
Epithele typhae is the source of this 2070-nucleotide messenger RNA. RefSeq lists its product as uncharacterized. NCBI's taxonomy places the organism in Eukaryota, Fungi, Basidiomycota, Agaricomycetes, Polyporales, Epitheliaceae. The transcript has 17 exons. Gene Ontology annotation, biological process: cell surface receptor signaling pathway. The record is from RefSeq and is a predicted model, not a curated record. Bases 1 to 2070 code for a protein of 689 amino acids.